Molecule: messenger RNA, 2981 nt
Organism: Miniopterus natalensis
Lineage: Eukaryota; Metazoa; Chordata; Mammalia; Chiroptera; Miniopteridae
Gene: SV2C
Product: synaptic vesicle glycoprotein 2C
Biological process (GO): transmembrane transport; chemical synaptic transmission
Cellular component (GO): synaptic vesicle membrane
Molecular function (GO): transmembrane transporter activity
Source: RefSeq, a predicted model, not a curated record
GUCCUGUUUCAAACCCGAAGUGGAUGAUGCUGUCAGGGCUGAGCCACUGACCAACGUCUGAAAAAUUCCCAUCUUCUCGUUGGCCAUCAGCUGAGAUAAGAUGGAAGACUCUUACAAGGACAGGACUUCCCUGGUGAAGGGUGCGAAGGACAUUGCCAAAGAGGUGAAGAAACACACAGUGAAGAAGGUGAGUCAGGCAGUGGACCGGGCCCAGGACGAAUACACCCAGAGGUCCUACAGUCGCUUCCAGGAUGAAGACGAGGACGAUGACUGUUACCCCCCCGGAGAGACCUAUCGUGGGGAGGCCAAUGAUGACGAAGGCUCCAGUGAGGCGACUGAGGGUCACGAUGAAGACGAUGAGAUCUACGAAGGGGAGUACCAGGGCAUCCCCAGUAUGAACCAAGGGAAGGACAGCGUCGUGUCCACGGGGCAGCCCAAGGGGGAUGAGUACAAGGACCGGCAGGAGCUGGAGUCGGAGAGGAAAGCUGACGAGGAAGAACUAGCUCAGCAGUACGAGCUGAUAAUCCAGGAGUGCGGCCACGGCCGUUUUCAGUGGACCCUUUUCUUUGUCCUGGGCAUGGCCCUCAUGGCGGACGGCGUGGAGGUGUUUGUCGUUGGCUUUGUGCUGCCCAGCGCCGAGACAGACUUGUGCAUACCAAACUCCGGGUCCGGGUGGCUAGGCAGCAUAGUCUACCUCGGGAUGAUGGUGGGGGCGUUCUUCUGGGGAGGACUGGCGGACAAAGUGGGAAGGAAACAGUCUCUUCUGAUUUGCAUGUCUGUCAACGGAUGCUUUGCCUUCCUUUCCUCGUUUGUCCAAGGUUAUGGCUUCUUUCUCUUCUGUCGCUUACUUUCCGGAUUCGGGAUUGGAGGAUCCAUCCCCAUCGUGUUCUCCUACUUUGCAGAAGUGCUGGCCCGAGAGAAGCGAGGCGAGCAUCUGAGCUGGCUCUGCAUGUUCUGGAUGAUCGGCGGCAUCUACGCCUCCGCCAUGGCCUGGGCCAUCAUCCCACACUACGGAUGGAGCUUCAGCAUGGGGUCGGCCUACCAGUUUCACAGUUGGCGUGUGUUCGUGAUCGUCUGUGCCCUGCCCUGCGUCUGCUCGGUGGUGGCCCUCACAUUCAUGCCUGAAAGCCCACGGUUCUUGUUGGAGGUUGGAAAACAUGAUGAAGCUUGGAUGAUUCUGAAGUUAAUUCAUGACACAAACAUGAGAGCACGGGGUCAGCCUGAGAAGGUCUUCACGGUAAAUAGAAUCAAAACCCCCAAGCAAAUAGAUGAGCUGAUUGAAAUCGAGAGUGACACAGGAACAUGGUACAGAAGGUGCUUCGUUCGGAUCCACACAGAACUGUAUGGAAUCUGGUUGACUUUUAUGAGAUGUUUCAACUACCCAGUCAGGGACAAUACAAUAAAGCUUACAAUUGUUUGGUUCACCCUGUCUUUUGGGUAUUAUGGGUUGUCUGUUUGGUUCCCUGACGUCAUUAAACAUCUGCAAUCGGAUGAAUAUGCACGACUAAUUAGAAAUGUGCCAAGAGAGAAAUACGCAAAUUUCAGUAUUAACUUCACAAUGGAGAACCAGAUUCAUACCGGCAUGGAAUACUACAAUGGCAGGUUCCUAGGGGUCAAGUUCAAAUCUGUAACCUUCAAGGAUUCAGUGUUUAAGGCCUGCACCUUUGAGGAUGUGACUUCAGUCAACACCUACUUCAAGAACUGCACAUUUAUUGAUACUGUUUUUGACCACACAGAUUUUGAGGAGUAUAAAUUCAUUGACAGUGAGUUUCAAAACUGCUCAUUUUUUCACAAUAAAACGGGAUGCCAGAUUACCUUUGAUGAUGACUACAGUGCCUACUGGAUUUAUUUUGUCAACUUCCUGGGAACAUUGGCGGUGUUACCAGGGAACAUCGUGUCUGCCCUCCUGAUGGACAGAAUCGGACGCUUAACGAUGCUAGGUGGCUCCAUGGUACUGUCAGGGAUCAGCUGUUUCUUUCUUUGGUUUGGCACCAGUGAAUCCAUGAUGAUAGGGAUGCUGUGUCUGUACAAUGGCUUGACCAUCUCGGCCUGGAACUCCCUUGAUGUAGUCACUGUGGAACUGUACCCCACAGACCGGAGGGCAACGGGCUUUGGCUUCUUGAAUGCGCUCUGCAAGGCUGCCGCCGUCCUUGGGAACUUAAUCUUUGGCUCCCUGGUUAGCAUUACCAAAGCAAUCCCCAUCCUCCUGGCCUCCACUGUGCUCGUGUGUGGAGGGCUGGUGGGGUUUCGCCUGCCCGACACACAAACCCAGGUCCUGAUGUGACAGGAGACAAGCCAUCUCCCUGUGUUUCUUUCUUCUGCCCUGUGUCAACUCUCCUGACCGGCUCAAGACUUCGGAUUUGUCAGAUAUAGAAAGGUGGUCGAAUAUCAGGACACUAACUCUUGCUGUGACUAAAAUUUAAAUGCAUACCAUCUUGCCCCUUAAAUGUGAUUCUGCAGAGGGUUGUUUUUUCCCAUGCGUUGUUAUCUUUCCUAACUGUGAUGCUACUGCCUCCUCAAAAUCAGUGGGAGCAUUUUGUUAAAUGUCCUAGUCAUCCAGGCCUCCCUGAGGUUCCGCUCACUGGAGAUCUGGACGCUAAGAAGAGGACUGUGCUGCUCUAAGAAGUAGAUCCUGCUCCUAGCUCCACAUUCACAGGAAGUAUAAGUUGGCAAAUUAUUGCAUUUGUGCUGAGGAGAGGGAUUCUUUUCUUUCUCUCUCUCUCUUUUUUUUUUUUUUCAAACAGAGUGACAUUUCCUGUUUACUUAGAAAGGACACCCAGCAAUUCUAGCUGUAACAGCAGGGCCUUUCAAAGAAAACCAUGUGGUACCAAGCAGAGCUGGGUGGAGCUCUUUCAGGAAUGACAAUUAAGGUGACUCGACUGACAAGAAAAAUAAAGGCUCUGCAGUUAGUAGCAAAGGUCUGAGUGAGCUGCAUAGGCAAGGUUUCUGCCAGAAAGCCCAAUUAAAUGGCUGAAAGCUGA